CUCCAACCUAAAUUUUGAAGGAUUUUUAAACAUUACAAAUUCAAAGCAUUUUGAGGACACCCAUUAACUAAAAAAACAAACAAUUGCAGAUCCGCCCAAACUACCUGAAAUUGGUUUGGGGCAUGUACACUCCAUUUUAGCGGAGCAACAUCAAAUUCCAUUUGGCAUCUUCUGCAAUCUUCUGGCAAUAUCCUACCCCCCUGCUUCAUUUCACUCCGUCUCUACUCAUUUCGCAGCCAGUUAUCAGCUACUUUAAAAUCUAAUACGUCGAUCCAAGAUGUAUAUGGCAUAUGGCUGGCCACAGGUCAUCCCACUGGAGCCUGGUCUCUGCCAUCAUUCUCAGCAAAUUGUUUACCUCAAGGUCACUAACGGCUUAUUGCUUGUAGUAUCGCCAAUUCACCUUGAGCUCUGGUCCUCUUCUCAGCAUAGGGUGAGAUUGGCGAAGUACAAGAGAGAUUCAGAUUCAAUUCACAGGGAAGGCGAGAAUAUUCAGGCUGUUUGGAGUCCCGAUACCAAAUUGGUUGCUAUAAUCACAUCAUCUUUGCAUAUCCAAAUCUUUAAGCUUCAAUUUACAGAAAAGAAAAUACAAAUUGGAGGGAAACAACCAUCUGAUUUGUUUCUAGCAAAUAUAAGUUUACUUCUUAGCGAGCACAUGCCAUUUGCUGACAAGAAUUUGACAGUGAGCAAUAUUAUCUCUGAUAACAAACAUAUGCUUGUUGGACUCUCUGAUGGGUCAUUGUAUAACAUUUCAUGGAAGGGUGAGUUUUAUGAAGCCUAUAAUAUUGAUGAUCAGUUUCACUAUGAUAGUGAGGGUACUAAAGUUCCAAAUUAUCUAGAAAAUGAGUUUUCUUCAAGUGGGACUGAAAUUGAUUCUUUGCCUAGUUAUUGCAAGUCAAAACCAUCCGCAGUGUCCCACCUGGAAUUUUCCCUACUCUUAAGGUUGCUGUUUGUUCUAUUCUCUGACGGGCAACUCAUCUUAUGUUCUGUAAGCAAAAAGGGCUUCAGACAUUCUGAAUCUGUUAAAUAUGAAAAACAAUUGGGUUCUGGUGAUGCUGUUUGUGCCUCUGUUGCUUCAGAACAACAAAUUCUUGCUGUUGGUUACAAAAGAGGUGUUGUUGAGUUGUAUGAUCUUGCAGAUUCCGCUUCACUGAUACGCUCUGUUUCUUUGUCUGACUGGGGGUAUUCUGUUGAGGAUACUGGUGCUGUAAAUUGUAUUGCUUGGACAGCUGACAAUUCUGCUUUCGCAGUUGGGUGGAAGUUAAGAGGGCUUACAGUUUGGUCAGUUUCUGGGUGUCGAUUGAUGUGUACAAUCCGACAAGUUGGAUUAAAUUCUAUAUCUUCUCCAGCAACUAAGCGUAAUCAGGAAUGUAAAUAUGAACCUAUGAUGGGUGGAACCUCACUGGUACACUGGGAUGAACAUGGAUAUAGGCUUUAUGCUGUCGAGGAAGGAUCUUCAGAGAGAAUUAUUGCAUUCUCUUUUGGAAAAUGCUGUCUCAACAGAGGAGUUUCUGGGACAACUUAUGUUCGACAAGUAAUCUAUGGUGAAAAUAGGUUGCUUGUUGUCCAGUCAGAAGAUACUGAUGAACUUAAAAUCUUGCAUAUUAACCUUCCAGUUUCAUAUAUUUCCCAAAAUUGGCCCAUUUUACACGUGGCUGCUAGUAAAGAUGGAAUGUAUUUGGCAAUUGCUGGCCUUCAUGGGUUGAUCCUAUAUGAUAUACGACAAAAAAAAUGGCGUUUUUUUGGAGAUAUUAGUCAAGAGCAACAUAUUCAGUGCAGGGGCUUGUUAUGGAUGGGGAAAAUUGUUGUCGUUUGCAACUAUGACGAUGCUUUGGAUGGGUAUGAGUUACUUUUUUACCCAAGAUACCACCUGGACAAGAGUUCUCUUCUUUGUCGCAAACCGUUGCUCGCAAAACCAAUGGUGAUGGAUAUUUAUCAAGAAUAUAUACUUGUUACUUACCGCCCUUUUGAUGUCCACAUUUAUCAUGUGAAACUGUUUGGUGAAUUGACCCCUUUGAGUACUCCAGAUUUACAGCUUUCUACAGUCCGAGAGCUAUCAAUCAUGACUGCAAAGUGCCACCCUGCAGCAAUGCAUUUCAUCCCCGACCAACUUCCAAGGAAAACUUUUACAGAGAAUGGUAUAUCAUCGCCUGCCAUGUUAACGAGAGAGCCUGCUAGAUGCUUGGUUCUGAGAACAAAUGGGGAGCUUUCACUUCUUGAUUUGGAUGAGGGGAGGGAAAAAGAGCUCACUGACUCGGUGGAAUUGUUCUGGGUUACAUGCGGUCAGUCUGAGGAGAAAACUACCCUUAUUGAGGAAGUUUCAUGGUUGGACUAUGGCCACCGAGGAAUGCAGGUUUGGUAUCCAUCUCCAGGUCUCAACAGUUUUAAGCAAGAAGAUUUCUUGCAGUUGGACCCUGAAAUGGAGUUUGAUCGUGAGGUUUAUCCCCUUGGCCUAUUGCCACAUGCUGGAGUUGUGGUUGGGGUUUCCCAGAGGAUGUCAUUUUCUGCAAGCACUGAGUUUCCUUGUUUUGAGCCAGCCCCUCAAGCUCAGACCAUAUUGCAUUGCCUGCUUAGGCAUCUUUUGCAGAGAAACAAAGAGCAACAAGCAUUAAGAUUGGCACAACUAUCAGCAGAAAAACCACAUUUUUCUCAUUACCUCGAGUGGCUUCUUUUUACAGUUUUUGAGGCUGAAGUUUCUGGGAAAAACACGAGAAACAAUCUGACUACAAUAUCUAAUCACAGUUCCAUCACUUCCCUUCUGGAGAAGACUUGUGAUCUGAUUAGAAAUUUUCCAGAGUAUUUUGAUGUGGUUGUUAGUGUUGCAAGAAAAACUGAUGGUCGACAUUGGGCAGAUUUGUUUGCUGCUGCUGGGAGAUCAACUGAGUUAUUCGAAGAAUGCUUUCAAAGGAGAUGGUACCGGACCGCUGCUUGCUAUAUACUGGUAAUUGCAAAACUUGAAGGUCCUCCCGUGAGUCAAUACUGUGCAUUACGUUUAUUGCAGGCAACACUUGAUGAAUCUUUGUAUGAGCUGGCUGGGGAGCUGGUGAGGUUUCUUCUCAGAUCUGGACGAGAAUAUGAACCUGCAACUGUGAAUUCUGAAAAGUUAUCUCCUCGUUUCUUUGGAUAUUUUCUGUUUCCUUCCAGUUAUCAGAGGCAAUCUUUCGAUUCAAAUGGCUCAUUCAAGGAGCAGAAUGCACACGUUGCUUCUGUUAAAAAUAUUUUAGAGAGUCAUGCAAGCCUUUUGAUGUCCGGAAAGGAACUUUCAAAGCUUGUUGCAUUUGCGAAAGGCACACAGUUUGACCUUGUGGACUAUUUGAGGAGAGAGAGAUAUGGCUCUGCUCGCUUGGAGAAUUUUGCCUUGGCGUUUGAGCUUAUUGGGCAGAAGCUUCAAAUGGGGACACUGCAAAGUCGAUUAGAUGCAGAAUUCCUUUUGGCUCAGAUGUGCUCUGUCAAAUUCAAAGAGUGGAUUGUUGUCCUGGCUACACUAUUGAGGAGAUCUGAGGUUCUAUUUGAUCUAUUUCAACAUGAUUUACGUUUAUGGGAGGCAUAUAGCAUCACAUUGCAGUCACAUCCAACAUUUACGGAAUACCAUGAUUUGCUAGCAUCCUUGGAGGAGAAGCUACCAUAUACUUCUAAUUCAGAAGAGUUAUAAAUCACAGUGUGGUGUUUCUACCACGGACAGGUUGUGCUCUAGAUAAAAGUGUAAAGUACUUAUUGUUACAAAAGGAACACGUUAAGCAGGAAGUUGAUGAAGUAUGAUGUGGGACGUUAAAGUUCAUAACAUGAUGUCAGGUAAUGCUUAUUGUAGAAAUAAGUUGUAGAGAAGCGUAGCAUUUUGCUGCCUAUAUCAAACUUUUCAUUUCCAUUUGUUCAGUUCAAGUCUUGGUUUAUCAGUUGUAUUCUUCCUGUUUAUCUUUCGAGGACCUCAUGAAUUUAUUGUAUGAACAUUUUUUUGGAUAGAGUCAUUAACCAUGGGGCAUGGUCCUUAUCUUUUAGCUUCAGUAAUCAGUACACUUUCA
This is a messenger RNA of Cuscuta europaea, 4016 nucleotides long. NCBI's taxonomy places the organism in Eukaryota, Viridiplantae, Streptophyta, Magnoliopsida, Solanales, Convolvulaceae. The record is from the annotation of a GenBank genome assembly.